Messenger RNA from Trypanosoma conorhini, 2115 nucleotides. RefSeq lists its product as uncharacterized. NCBI's taxonomy places the organism in Eukaryota, Euglenozoa, Kinetoplastea, Trypanosomatida, Trypanosomatidae. The record is from RefSeq and is a predicted model, not a curated record. Gene Ontology annotation, molecular function: protein binding. The transcript has a single exon. Gene Ontology annotation, biological process: protein secretion by the type III secretion system. The coding region runs from base 1 to 2115 and encodes 704 amino acids.
AUGAGCGCGAGCAACGUCCUCACCGUCAUCAGCCCCGACGACGGGAAGCGGUUCAGACUCAACAUCAAGGGGGACAUUGGGCGGCUAACGAUUGGACGACUGAAGCAGUGCCUUGCCGCCGCCGACGCCUGCUCGAUUCCCGCUGCGGAACAAGUCAUCAAGCUCAGCGGCACCCCGCUUGUCCGGGACGAGGAGGAGUGCGCCGCCUACGGCAUCGUGGAUGGCACCACCCUCACUCUGGAGCACCGCGCCAACGUCGACCCGACGACCAACCACGCCGCAUCGUUUCUCUCGCCCCACAGGCAGGCGCUGGAGUACCAAACCCUGCGGCACCAGGAGGAAAUCCUUGGCGACGAGGGCGCAGGGUGCGACAGCACCCUUCAGGAAAAAAUCGACCGACUGCAGGAUCAGGUAGAGGCGGCAGCGAGGAAGAAGGCGCUGCUUGAGCGCGAAAAGGACAAGGCGGAGCGGGAUUUGGCAGCGGUUCGUAAGCAGGAGGAGUUUGUCGAGAAGGAAAAGCUGCGUUUGACGCAGCUGCGACAGAGAGAGGCGCAGCGUGCGGCUCGGCGCGCAGCAGACUUGGCUGCACGACGCGAGCUGCUCAAAGCGGAAGAGGAAGCGACUCGAGCAGUGACGCUGCGGAAAAUAGAUAACGAGCGCCGCAGGGCGUUGCUAGAGCAACAGCGGGCCAAUUAUUUGGCGGAGAAGGAGCGCCUGGAGAAGGCGCGGGAAGAGUACGAGCGGCGCGCGAAGGAGCGUGAGGUGAAUAUUCGUGCAAAGGAGAUUGAAAUAGAGCAACAAGUUCUUGCGGCAGACCGCGACAGAAGAGAACUCGAGUUGAACCGGCUUGUGUCGCACCAAAAUCGACUGUUGUACUAUGACCGUGUGGGUAGGUCGCCUCCACCCGAGUUGAUGCACAAGGGGCUUAAGAGGGGCGGCUGGCCCGGUGAGGAUUCAUCAGAUUUGUCUCCCGCGGCGCUCGAGAAUAAGGACGUGGCAUGGGGAAACCCCAAAAACAUCAACGCCCAUGCUCCCACCCAGCAAUCGCAGGUGAAUGCGAGGCAAUUAUAUAUGCAGGGCGACGCCCGAGAGCCGUCGGGGCUAGUAAAGAGUGAGGACAAUGUCAAUGCCGAUGGUCACCUUGACCACGCCGUCCAGGAUGAGCCACCUCCGAAAAGGGAAGCCAACAACGCGAUGAAGCAGACGCCACCGGGCAAAGAUAAUGGUGCGUUGGAUCGUAAUGUUAAGAGGUAUGAUGCGCGGGAAAACGCGAUAGAAAACUUGAUUUGCAUGGGGUGCGAGCUGGGCUUAGAGACUGCGUUGAAGUUUGAUGAAAACAACACCUGUGUCAUAAGUGUUGACGGGCAGUACACUUUAUUGGUAACCUUUGAUGCAAUAACAGAGAGGCUGUAUAUGUAUUCCACUCUCCUGGCAACUAUUCCGUCUGACCCGGAUGUGCGACUGCGCGUCUACGAGUUCUUGAUGGAGGGAGCAUUACUGGGACGUGAGAUGUGUGGCGGUGGCGUUGGGGCAUCCAUUAAGAAUGACUUUAUUCUCCUUUCUACCAGCAUUUACCUGCCAACGAGCCUCCCCACAACCUUGAGUGUGCUCACGCCCCAGUUUGUGAUUUCUCUCAACAAGUGGCGAGAAAAACUCGGAGCGUUACUGAAAGACGUGGAGUUGCAGCUAGUGACAGGUCCAAGUAAAAAUGGACACAGUACAGUAGAGAACGCGAGUGACUUGGAGUCGAGAGGAAAGCCACAGGAACACCUCUUGCGUCACAGCACUGCCUCUCCAUGCAGCAGCGGAAGUUUCAAUGCGGAGAGUGGGUCUGGUGUGCCAGUGAUUGGGGUAGAGGCAACGGAUAGUGUCAUGAUCAAUGGUGUCCCUUCCCAUUACGGCGAUGGGGUGUUAGUUGUGGAUGUGACAGGGCCUGCUGCCCUUGCUGGGAUAGAAAAGCAAGACUUUAUAAGGAAGGUCAAUCACAAGCGUGUGGAGAGCCUCGAGCAGUUCCAGCAUGAGGUGUCUCGUUUAACGGCGGGUACAGUUGUGCCUUUUCUUGUCGAGCGCAGCGGCGUGCUGCAGAUAUUUUCCGUCAGAGUGGGCUCAGCCUGA